UCGGUACAGCAUGUCAUGUUCUUACUUUUAAACGUAAAAAGAGAGAAGGAGUAGUAUGCUCUGCAUGUAUGCUUUUUGUUGUUGACAGUACUCUGCAUAAAGAAGCAUUAUUUAUGAAAUUAGUACGUCCCUUUGGCAAGUAUAUAUGGAAUCCCGUCGAGACAUCAACUAUGUGGAAAACGUUUAGCACUUUUUGUUGGAAUCUGUGUGUAUGUUAUAUACAUGAUAUAGUGCUAUGUAUCCUUUUGUCGAGCGGCGUUCAGACCACCCACAGCAUAAAAAGACUUUUUAUCAGCAUAACACCACAGCUUGCAUUCUUGCUGCUGUUGCCGCUGAGUUCCGCUGCUUUCGAUCGAGAUUUUUACUAAAGGAUUUUCUUUGGAGAACGACACCGCUUCCAUCGGCACUGAGGAGCUACGAAUUCCGAACAAUAAAGUAAAAUAACACGCUCGUUAACAAAGGACCAUUGCUUGCUAGUUAGUAGAAUUUAUUGUAAUAGAGUUCAAGAUUGCAGAUCUUUGUAUAUGCUGUGAGGCAAAGAUCCAAUAGCCGAAAGUGUUUUGACCAUGAAGCGACGAUAGCAGG
Zychaea mexicana is the source of this 585-nucleotide messenger RNA. RefSeq lists its product as uncharacterized. The record is from RefSeq and is a predicted model, not a curated record. Bases 69 to 368 code for a protein of 99 amino acids. The transcript has 3 exons. Lineage: Eukaryota; Fungi; Mucoromycota; Mucoromycetes; Mucorales; Lichtheimiaceae.